AUGCAGCAGCAAAUAGGAGAUGAGAUAGAUGCAGCACACAACUGGCCGACGCUGCAAGCUGCUGCUGCUGCUGCUGCUGCUGCUUCUGCUCCUGCUGCUGCUGCUGCAGACGAUGCAGUUGAAACGGCAUCAGUGCAAGCAGCAGCAGCAGAUGCACCAGUACAGGCUGCAGCAGCAGAAGCAACAGAAGAAGCAGCAGCAGAAGCAGCAGCAGCAGAAGCAGCAGCAGAAGCGGCAGCAGCAGAAGCAGCAGCAGCAGAAGCAGCAGCAGCAGAAGCAGCAGCAGCAGAAGCAGCAGCAGCAGAAGCAGCAGCAGCAGAAGCAGAAGCAGAAGAAGCAGAAGACGCAGCAGCAGCUGCUGAAGCAGCAGCAGAGGCUGCUGGUGCUGAAGCAGCAGCAGCUGCAGCAGCUGCAGCAGCAGCAGCAGCAGACCUAGCAGCAGCAGAGGCAGCAGCCCUUGCUGCUGCAGAUAGACAUGCUGCAGCAGCAGGAUUAGCAGCAGCAGAUAGUGCGAGAGCAGCAGCAGCAGAAGCAACAGCAACAAAAGCAGCAGCAAAGAGAGCAGCAGCAGCAGCUGCUGCUGCUGCACAAGCAGCAGCAGCAGAAGCAGCAGCAGCAACAGCAGCAGCAGCAAGCCGAACAGCAGAAGAAGCAUAUGCAGCAGAAGUUGCAGCAGCUAAAGCAGCAGCAGCAGAAGCAGCAAUCGCUUCUGCUGCUGCAGCACAAGCAGCAGCAGCUGUAUCAACUGCUGUUGCUGCAGCAGAAGCAGCAGCAGCUGCUGCUGCAGCUGCUGAAGCUGCAGCAGCAGAAGCAGCAACAGCAGAUGCAGCAGCAGCAGCAGCAGCAGAAGCAAGUGAGGCAGCAGACGCAGUUGCCGCUGCAGCAGCAGCAGCAGCAGAAAGGGCCUCCGCCGAAGCUGCUGCAGCAGCAGCAGCUGCUGCUGCGGCUGAGGAGUCAGCAGCACGAGAAGCAGCAGCAGCAGCAGCAGCAGCAGCAACUGCAGCAGCAGCAAGUGUAGACAUACCUGAAGCACAGCAGCAGCAGCAACAGCAGCAGCAGCAGCAGCAGCAGUAG
Eimeria mitis is the source of this 1074-nucleotide messenger RNA. RefSeq lists its product as uncharacterized. The record is from RefSeq and is a predicted model, not a curated record. Lineage: Eukaryota; Apicomplexa; Conoidasida; Eucoccidiorida; Eimeriidae. The coding region runs from base 1 to 1074 and encodes 357 amino acids. The transcript has 2 exons.